AUGGGAAGAAAGAAGCGAUCUCAAAACAGCAACAAGGAAGGUUCUGCGCCAAAGAAAGCCAAACCAGACACUGGUGAAAGCUUCCUCGUAAAAAAAUACAGACCGACAAAGAUUUAUCAAGCGAUGGAAGCCUUUGUCAAAUACACUAAAUCACAUCGCAUGUUGGACGCUUCUUACGUGCGAUGGAACACUGGUGUGACACCAGAAAAGCCGCAUGUGUUUUCUACUCGCGUUGGAGGGGUCGAUCUUGGUUGGGGACGCGGGAAAACGAGAGAAGCGGCUAUGGAUUGCGCUUGUCGUGCUGCCUUUGCUUUGGUUAGUGCUCAUGGCUACAACAACUUUCCUGUGGACGAUGACUGCCUAACACAGCCACCGGUGGAUAUACCACCGCCCCCUCCACCACCACCUCCUCCAGGUGUUAUUCCUGGCCUUCCAACGGGUAUGCCACCACUCCCGUACCAGCCUGGAGUAGUAGUAGUGCCUCCUCUUCCUGGAAUGCCACCGCCUCCUGUGGGAUUGCCACCUCCACCUACUGGAUUGCCUCCCCUUCCUCCUGGUGUGCCUCCGCCACAGCCACCACCACCGAGUUUGCCGUCGGCUGAUCUCAUUCCUCAGGCCCAAAUAGUAUCCACCGCUGCCCCAACCGCGUCGAGUUUAGCCACCAGUAGUAGUAUCAAUGCCGGAAAAAUUAAUACACCGGCUGCAUCUGGAGCCCAAAGCGCCGCCUCUCUCUCCAUGUCCUUGAACGCACCAGCGACUGCGGGCAAGACAACAAAAACCAAGAAACUCAAGGGGGGUCUGACACUCAUCUUCGAUCCUGAAGGAGACGUAGCGGAGGAAAUGUCCAUGGAAGAAGUACGUGCCAGUUUACCAAGAUAUCAGAAAUUACUGCGAAUGGCUACUGCGAAUCAAUAG
Messenger RNA from Cylindrotheca closterium, 915 nucleotides. The record is from the annotation of a GenBank genome assembly. Lineage: Eukaryota; Bacillariophyta; Bacillariophyceae; Bacillariales; Bacillariaceae.